This is a messenger RNA of Procambarus clarkii (red swamp crayfish), 904 nucleotides long. NCBI's taxonomy places the organism in Eukaryota, Metazoa, Arthropoda, Malacostraca, Decapoda, Cambaridae. The record is from RefSeq and is a predicted model, not a curated record.
AGUUUCCUGCCGUUCCAGUCCAUCUACUGCACGGCGCUCGACCAAGAUAUUGAGAACAGCUCCCAGCUGAGCCAGACCUGCGCCCUCCUCCACACGCACAAAUUUAUUGAGCCACUCACCACGCGCAGGAACGAGCACGAGAGGUCCAGGAAGGUCAUCAAGGACACUUGGCACAAGGAACUCAAGCGGGUUACCGAAGCUGUCUCCAACCUCAAGAAGUCCAAGGUCAUCUACUUCCAGCGCCAGCAGGAGCUGGUCAAGGCCAGGGAGAUGGUGGCGCGCGCUGACAACACCGAAGGUCUCGACAAACUGGAAAGAAAACGAGACGAGGCGCUCCAGAAGGCGCGGGAGGCGGAGGCGUGGUACAGGGCGUGUGUGAGCGAGGCCAACGAGCGCCACGGGUCGCUGCUGAGGGUGAAGAGGGACGUGCUGGUGCAGGCGCGGGAGCUGAUCCUCCAGUGUGACCAGACCAUGAAGGCCGUCACUGUCGGCUACUUCCAGCUCCAGCACACUGUGGCGGCCCCCGCCCCCGUCCAGCUGCAGACACUGUGUGAGAGCUCCCGGCUCUACGAGCCCGGCUCCCAGUACAUGGAGUUUGUGAAGAGACUGGGCCCGUCGGUGAGCGUGGAGCAGCCCGAGACGCCCUUCACCUUCCAGCCCUACACCCCCGGCGCCCAGGACCUCCCUGGCAAUAACGACCCCACUGCCAAUGGUUCCGUGGCCUCCGCUGACGACCUGCCAGUGGGUCGACUGGUGGGACAAGGCGGCAGCGACACCGACAGCGUCGGGUCGUCGCACUCGGCCAAGAGUGCCGACGCCUCGCCCACGCACUCUCCCCGACCCACCGCCAGGCGGACCCACACCGUCUCCUCCGGCGAUGAACUGGAGACUGACCCAGACAUUG